AUGUUGCAAAACGUCAGGGCCAAGGGGCCUCUCCAGUUCAAGUCGAGCAAGGUGACGUCCAUCCUUCUCGUCGCCUCUGCUUGCAUCUUCGCUACGACCACAGGUUUCGAUGCCGCUUUGAUGAACGGGAUCAACAUCAUGCCUUCGUAUACUCAGACGCUGAAGUUGACGACAACUACAAAGUCGCUGAACACGGCAGCAGGCUUCAUCGGAUCGGGCUUUGUAUCGCUCUGGAUCGGACCUGUUGUGAACCACAUUGGCCGGAAGCGAGGCAUCAUGCUAUCCAUCAUAUUUAAACUCAUGGGAGUGGUGUUCAUGUCGGCUGCCCAAAAUGUGGGCAUGUUCGUUCUCGGCCGCGUCCUGCUCGGUAUGGGUACUGGUACCUCCGGCGUUGCGGCUUCUACGAGGCGCGGUAUAGGCUUGAGUGCCGUCUACACGGUGUGGUAUCGUGAAUCAGGCGCUCUUAUCUCCGCUGGCGUCACCUACAGAACAGCCAACAUCGAAGGCGAGUGGUCCUGGCGCCUCCCGUGUCUCCUCCAGGGCCUGUUCAGUUUCGCCUGUGCUGCGGUGCUCGCCUUCGUUCCCGAGUCGCCUCGCUGGCUGGCCUACCAAGGCCGUUUCAACGACGCUCUGGAAGUUGUGGCGUCAAUGCAGUCUGACGGCGAUACCACCGAACCCCUAACACAGGCUCAAUAUCGAGAGAUGAUCGAUACCAUUGAAUGGGAACGUGCCGAGGGCAAGCAACUCAACUACAAGGAAAUGCUGGCAUCUCGCGGUUCACGCAAGCGCGUGAUGCUCGCCGUAUCAGUCGCUGUGAUUGCGAUGAUGAGCGGCAACAAUAUCGUUUCUUACUAUCUGGGCGAUAUGCUGACAGCAGCGGGGAUCACGAGCACUCAGACCAAGCUUGAAAUCAACGUAAUCCUCAAUGCCUGGUGCUUCGUCUGCGCCCUCACUGGCACCCUUCUUAUGGAUCGCAUUGGCAGAAAGACAAUGUGUUUGCUGUCAUGCAUGGCGAUGGCCACUACAUUGUUUAUUGUAGGAGCAUUGACCAAAGUUUAUGGGCACGGACAUGAUACAUCAGGUACCUACGGGACGAUCGCGUCGAUUUUCCUGUUCCAAGGCAGCUAUGGUAUUGGGAUCACACCUCUCACGGUGUUGUAUCCUCCUGAGGUCUUGAACUAUUCCAUUCGGUCGAAUGGAAUGGCUGCAUGGACGAUGGCCGUAAACAUCUCAGGUGUAAUUGUCACCUUUAUCUUUCCUUUCGGAUUGGCGGCCAUUUCUUGGAAGCUUUACAUGAUCAACGCCGCAUGGGACGUGUUGCAGUUCGUCUUUGUGUUGGUCUUUUGGAUCGAGACGAAAGGCUUUACCCUCGAGGAGAUUGACCGUCUCAUCGACGGGACAAAGCAUAGCAAUGUCCCUGAUAUCGUGGACCUGCAAAACGGCACUGCGGUCCUGGAAGGCAAAGGCGUCGACAGCACUGGUGCCGAGGUUGACAACGUCCAGGCAACUAAGGAGGUCAAGACUGUGGUCACACCCACGGUGAACUAG
Messenger RNA from Thyridium curvatum, 1548 nucleotides. RefSeq lists its product as uncharacterized. Gene Ontology annotation, biological process: transmembrane transport; carbohydrate transport. Lineage: Eukaryota; Fungi; Ascomycota; Sordariomycetes; Thyridiales; Thyridiaceae. Gene Ontology annotation, cellular component: membrane. The coding region runs from base 1 to 1548 and encodes 515 amino acids. Gene Ontology annotation, molecular function: carbohydrate:proton symporter activity. The transcript has 9 exons. The record is from RefSeq and is a predicted model, not a curated record.